Messenger RNA from Capsaspora owczarzaki ATCC 30864, 4830 nucleotides. RefSeq names its product Ercc6 protein. The coding region runs from base 25 to 4755 and encodes 1576 amino acids. NCBI's taxonomy places the organism in Eukaryota, Filasterea, Ministeriida, Capsasporidae. Gene Ontology annotation, molecular function: ATP binding; ATP-dependent chromatin remodeler activity. Gene Ontology annotation, cellular component: nucleus. Gene Ontology annotation, biological process: regulation of DNA-templated transcription; transcription-coupled nucleotide-excision repair. The record is from RefSeq and is a predicted model, not a curated record. The transcript has a single exon.
UUUUUCCGUUUCGCUUCUGCUUGAAUGGCUCAGUCGUCUGGGCCGCGGGCGUCGUCGUCGUCGGCUUCAGACCCAACCUCAGCGACGGCGAUGAUGAUGAUGACUGGCACGCACUCUAUUCCGGGCGCAGGUGCUGGAUCUGGGUCUGCAAGGGCGCCGCAUGGGUACAGCAGCAGCAGCAGCAGCAACGCCUUCUCACUCGCCGAUGCUGGCAAGCGUGGCACUGCCGCCUCGACCCAUGCAGACGAUGCAGACGCAGGCGACAUCAUGGAUGCAGCGCUUGCCUCUGCGCUUGGCGUGUCCGUGUACGACCAGACUGCGCUCGAGCGCGGCGUGCAGAUGCAGCUCGACUCUGCGUUGGCGCAGAUGCAGAUGGACAAGCAAGCGCACGCAACCAGCAAGUCAACCAGCAGCAGCAAGUCAAGCAAUUCCAAGAGCAAGUCCAAGUCGAUCGUGUCAAAACGAGCGCAUUCGAGCAAGAUGGACGACGACGACGAUGGCAAUGUCGACGUGAUGGUCGUCGUCGAUGAUGGUGACGAAGAAGCGGACGUCGUCGCUCAACCAUCGUCGGCGUCGGCCGCAUCCGAAGGUGCUGCGUCACGAUUCGCAGCUGUGAUUGCAGGACAGAAAUCAUUCCAGCCAUCGCAGCUGCCAUCUGACGGUCGCCGGCUUGGCAUGGCGUUGGAAUCGUCGUCCUCAAGCACGAGCUCGUCAAGAGCUGCGGCUCCUCCUGCUGCUGUUGGACAGCUCCCGCGGAAUGCAACGGGUGUGCAGUCCAGCGAGCUGCAGCGCCGCCAGCAAACGCUCAGCACCAUUAAAGACCGAGACUUUGGAGAGCGAGCCGGGCUUGUCUUGCCGCAAUCCAGGGCUGCGGCCGCCUCAAUCGCUUCUUCAGAACAACCCGUUUCCAAACGCCCUCGGCUUGAACCAGAGGCUGCUGGUGCGAUUGAUAACACCGACCCCACUCUCGGUGACUCCUCCUCAGGUUUGUCAACGCCCUUGCCAAUACCCGCCCCAGCUCACCGCGCACCAUCGCCGACCGCCGCAGAGUGGGCUGCGUGGUCGUCUUUUGCCGCGCCCCCUCCGACGCGACGUGCGGCUGCAGCUGCAUCUGCUCGAAUGCAAAAGUCUUCCUCUGCGGCAGAGCAACCACCAACUCGACAUUACCGCUUGCACGACGACAGCAACGAUUCUCCUUCUCUUCCCAAUCCGAAGCGCAAUCGCCAAUCGCGUUCGGCUGCUGUCAAGAGCGAGUCGGAUGACAGCGACGUCGAGUGGAUUGAACCCACGAACGAGAAAUCCAACUCGUCCUUUGCCGCGGACGACAGUUCUGACGAAGACGACGUCUCGAACUUGGAGGCAAACUCGUCGUCCAUGUCGCUGGAAUCAGAGGUCAACGAUCUGCGCAGCGUUGCUUCGCCAAAGCGAGGGAGAGGUCGCCCUCGAAAGCAGCGAGUCGCGUCCGACUCUGACGACGACGAGGAAGAAGCAGAAGGGCGUCUGCGAACGUCGGAAGGCACUCGACUCAACCGCGAGCAACAGCACGACGAUGGCGACGAGGCCUUUUAUCAGGCAAGAUUGCGACGCUGGCGUCAAGCACGCCACAAUGCUCGUCGCCAAACACUGCGCGCUCUCAACCAAACGAUGCAACAACAUCGCCGGCACGCAGCAGCAGCUCAGCAUGACCCAGUUACUGGCCAAACCAUCCCUCCGCCAGCAAACGAUCCCGAAUUCGACACCCCACUGGACGACGACAGUGACCUGGACGACAAUGACGAUGCUGAUUCGGAGGGCGAGGACUUUCGGCAGGGCGGCGAGGAGGACUUUGUCCUGGACGAAGACUUUCGUGUUCCUGGCGAAAUCUGGUCCAAGUUGUACCGCUACCAACGUACCGCGGUCGCGUGGCUGUGGGAGCUGCACUGCCAAAACGUCGGAGGCAUUGUUGGCGACGAGAUGGGACUGGGAAAGACGAUCGAAGUGAUUGCCUUCCUUGCCGGCUUGCGGUACAGCAACCUGGGUGUGUACACGCCGCGUGCAUCGCCGUAUGACGCGCUCCAGCCGGGGGCUCGCCGUCGUGCUCAGGUGGCGCGCUCUUCUAGGCAAGUCCAACCCCUGCGCGCCGCCCUCAUCAUCUGCCCCGCCACCUUGAUGCAGCAGUGGGUGCAGGAAAUUCAUCGCUGGUGGCCGCCGUUCCGUGUGGCCAUCUUGCACGAGUCCGGUGCGUCCAACAGCUCCAAGCAGGAUCUCGUUCGGCGCGUGCUGACCAAAGGCCACAUUCUUGUCACAACCUACGGCAGCAUCCGCGUCAACCAAGCACUGUUGCUUGCGCAGCCGUGGGACUAUGUCGUUCUGGACGAAGGCCACAAAAUCCGCAAUCCUGACGCGGAGAUUACCAUGGUUUGCAAGCAGUUUUCCACGCCACACCGCAUCAUCAUGUCUGGCUCGCCCAUCCAGAACAACCUGAAGGAGCUGUGGUCUCUGUUUGACUUUGUCUUCCCCGGCCGGUUGGGCACGCUCCCCAUCUUUCUUGCGCAGUUUGCCAUUCCGAUCGACCAAGGAGGGUAUGCCAACGCCACUUCUGUGCAAGUCCAAACGGCGUACAAGUGCGCUUGCGUGCUCCGAGAUGCCAUUGGGCCGUACCUGUUGAGACGGCUCAAGAGCGAGGUCAAAAUUGAUUUGCCCGACAAGAGCGAGCAAGUCUUGUUCUGCAAGCUGACGCCUUUUCAGCAGCGCAUCUACCGCAAAUUCCUCGAUUCGGCCGAAGUGGAGGCCAUUCUCGAGGGGUCGCGCAACGUGCUGUACGGUGUUGAUAUUCUGCGCAAGAUUUGCAACCAUCCACACCUCGUCACGCGGCGCAAGCGCGCAUUGGACGGCACUAACAGCAAGUCGUCGAUGGACUCGUCGCCUGGAGGCAAGAGUGCCAAGAAUGGCCGCAACAACAGGCAGGCUGCCGACGCGCCAUCCGGUGGCUACGAGAGCGACAACGACUAUGGUGUCGACCUGCACGAAGAAGGCGAGGAGGACGAGGAACAACGAGGCACGCUGAGAUUUGCGCCCUCCCAGCGCUCUUCUCAUGCGCCCACGACCCACUGGGAGCUGGACACGAGCAGCCCGGACUACGGGCGGAAGGACUUGAGUGGCAAGCUCGUGGUGAUUGACUCGCUGCUUCGGAUGUGGCACGCGCAGGGCCAUCGUGUGUUGCUCUUUGCCCAAACGCGGCAGACGCUGGAUAUUAUCGAACGGUGGGUGCGGUCGACUGCCUACCGCUACCGGCGCAUGGACGGAACAACCCCGAUUCGCUCUCGGCAGCAGAUGGUGGAUGAGUUUAACACGAACGAGUCGCUCUUUCUGUUUCUGCUGACGACUAAAGUCGGAGGUCUGGGCGUCAAUUUGACUGGCGCCGAUCGCGUCGUCAUCUUCGAUCCCGACUGGAAUCCGUCAACAGACACACAGGCUCGAGAACGCGCUUGGCGCAUUGGUCAGAAGCGCCAAGUGACCGUGUAUCGGCUACUGACGGCUGGCACCAUUGAGGAGAAAAUUUACCAUCGGCAGAUUUUCAAGCAAUUCCUGACCAAUCGUGUGCUGAGCGAUCCGCGGCAACGUCGAUUUUUCAAGUCUCGGGAUCUCUACGACCUGUUCACCAUGGGGUUUGACAACCACGAUGACGAGACCGAAACGGGAGCGCUUUUCAGCGGGACUGGCUCGGAGGUUCGCGUCGUGGAUCGCGGCGGUGGUUUGGAUGCCCAAGACGAGGCCGAACUGGCUGCUGUGGAUUUCAGCACCGCACGUCACAGCAAUGCAGCUGCAGCAGCAGCAGCAGCUGCGGGAGUGAAGACGUCGUCCGUGCAGGCGGAUCGCUCUUCUGCCUCGGCGGCCGCAUCUGGUGCUGAAUUGGAAGGGCACGUCAUUGCCAACCUUGCCCGCGCCAGCGAGUUUCAGCCCAAUUCUGUGGAUGAUUUUGGCGUCGGUGGCAGCAAUGGCAACACACGCAGCAGCAGCAGCAGCAGUGCUGGUCCUUCUGGAGAAUCUGCCGCUGCUGCUUCUCCCGCUCGCCGCAGCGGUGGUGGCGGUGGUGGCGGGGAUGACGCCGUUCUCGCCGCUCUGCUCAAAAAGCAUGUGCACAGCGCCUUGCACCACGAGAACAUUAUGGAAGCUGGCCACGCCGAUCACAAGCUUGUCGAGGCGGAGGCCAGUCGCGUUGCAAAACAGGCGAUUGAGGCACUGCAAAAGUCCCGCACUGCACUCCGCAACAAUGCCAUCAACAUGCCCACCUGGACCGGCCGAUCUGGCUUUCAAGCGUCCGCCGCGUCGUCUUCGUCUUUGUCCUCUUCUUCUUCUUCCGCUGCCCCCGCCCCAAGGUUUGGAACCAAAAAGUCCAUGUCAACCAUCAUGGCCACUACCCAGGUCGUGAGUGCGCCGAGCAGCGGCACAAGCUCGCCCGUCGAGGACGAGACUACUUUGCCGACAAGUUUGUCGCGGGGCGCCGUGUCGUUUGCUGCGCGAUCCGCGUCUGAUCUCUCCUCCGCCACUAUGCUCAACAAAUCCGCUCAGGAGACGCGCAUCCGCAUGGCCGAUGACUUGUUGGAAUACUUUUACAGCCACGAGCGGUGCGUCACGAGCUCGGCCAUCGUAGCCGUGUUUGGACCCAAGAUCCCGCAAAAGGACUCGGCUUUGUUCAAGGCCAUUCUCAAGGAGCUUGCAGUCCUGAAGAAGCGAGGUGCCACUACCGUUUGGGAGCUUCGACCGGCGUUCUGAGGCUGGUGUUGUUGUUCUUUUGCGCGGCACAUUUAUUUAUUUUUGUAAUUUUGCGAAUCAACAAAUAAAAGAAGG